Molecule: messenger RNA, 4080 nt
Organism: Nerophis lumbriciformis (worm pipefish)
Lineage: Eukaryota; Metazoa; Chordata; Actinopteri; Syngnathiformes; Syngnathidae
Gene: pheta2
Product: PH domain containing endocytic trafficking adaptor 2
Biological process (GO): retrograde transport, endosome to Golgi; endosome organization; receptor recycling
Cellular component (GO): trans-Golgi network; recycling endosome; early endosome
Source: RefSeq, a predicted model, not a curated record
ACUGGAUAAGACAGUUCUAGCCCGGGGGGAUUAGAUCGGGCAGUUUUAGUCUAUCAAGACUGGACAGGAUAGUUCUAGUCUGAGUGUAUUGGAUAUAACAGCUCCAGUUUGAGAGGACUGAUUGGACAGCUCUAAUAAAAGGGAUUGAAUUGGACAGGUCUAGUCUGAGGGGAUUGGAUAGGACAACUAUAGUCCAGGACAAAUCUUGUCUAAGGGGGGAAUGAUAGGACAGCUUUAUGGAAAGGGAUUGGAUUGGACAGUGCUAGUCUAAGGGAAUUGGAUAGGACCACUACAGUUUUGGACAAUUCUUAACUGAGGGGACCGCAUUGUUGGUUGGGAAAUUACCAAAAUUCAAUGGUGAAAUCAGUCACAACCUGACAUUGAAAAAACGUCAAAAAGAGUAUGUUGUUUCAACGUUGUAUUUGAGUUGCUCAAAUUCAGGACCUAAUUCAACAAGUUCUCAACGUUGUUUUAAUGUCUUGUGCCUGCUUAGAGGGGACUGUGUAGGACAGAUUUAGUCUGAGGCGACUGGAUAGAGCAGAACUAGUUUACGACAACUCUGGUCCGAGGGUAUUGGAUUGGACAGCUCUCGUCUGAGGGGACUGGAUAGGACAGACUUUGUCUGUGGAGGCUGUAUAGGACAACACUCAACUGAGGGAACUUGAUAGGACAUAUCUUGUCUUAAGGGACUGGAUAGAACAGCUCUCCUUUGAGGGGAUUGGAUAUAAAAUAUAUUUUCUUCGGGACUGGGUAGGAUAGCUCUCAUCUGUCUGAUGGGACUACGGUAGAUAGGAAAGCUCUUGUCUGUGGGGACUGGGUAGGACAGCUCUUGUCUGAGGGGACUGGAUAUGACAGUUUCUGUCUAAGGGGAACUGUAUAGGACAGCUCUCGUUUGAGGAGACCUGAUUGACAGCUCUCGUCUGAGGGGACUGGAUAGGACAAAUCUUGUCUGUGGAGACUGGAAAGGACAACUCAACUGAGGGGACUUGAUAGGACAGAUUUUGUCUUAAGGGACCGGAUAGGACAACUCUCAUCUGAGGGGAUUGGAUAGAAAAGAUCUUAUCGUCGGGACUGGGUAGGAUAGCUCUCGUCUGAUGAGACUAGAUAGGAACGCGCUUGUCUAAGGGGACUGGAUAGGACAGCUCUCAUCUGUGGGGACUGGAUAGGACAGCUCUUGUCUGAGGGGACUGGGUAGGACAGAUCUUGUCUGUGGGGACUUGAUAGGACAGCUCUUGUCUGAGGGGACUGGAUAGGACAGAUCUUGUCUGAGGGGUCUGGAUAGGGCAGCGCUAGUCUACGAUAACUCUGGUCCGAGGGUAUUGGAUAGAACAGCUCUCGUCUGAGGGGGACUGUAUAGGACAAAUCUAAUUUGAGGGUACUGGAUAGGACAGCUUUCGUCUUAGGGGAAACUGUAUAGGACAGCUCUCAUCUGAGGAGACUGGAUAGGACAGAUCUUGUCUGUGGAGACUGGAUAGGACAACACUCAACUGAGGGGACUUGAUAGGACAGAUCUUGUCUUAAGGGACUGGAUAGGACAGCUCUCGUCUAAGGAGAUUGGAUAGAAAAUAUCUUGUCUUCGGGACUGGGUAGGAUAGCUCUCGUCUGAAAGGAAUAGAUAGGAAAGCUCUUGUCUGAGGGGACUGGAUAGGACAGUUCUUGUCUGAGGGGACUGGAUAGGACAGAUCUUGUUUGAGGGGACUGGAAAGGACAGCUUUCAUGUGACGGGACUGUAUAGGACAGAUCUUGUCUGCGGGGACUGGAUAGGAUAGCUCUAGAGACUACAAAGGGCUGAAUGAAUGAAUGUGGUGUGGUUUCAGCGCUAUGAAGAUCCACAAGAAGAUUGUGAGUCAUUUCCUGUCCUGCACGUCUCCAGUGGACAAGGAAGGAUAUCUCUUCAAGAAGAAGACUAAGAAGGACACCUACCAGCGCCGUUGGUUGGUCCUGAAGGCCAACCUGCUCUUCUACCAGGAGCGACCCGCAGACCGCCACCUGCUGGGGGUCAUCGUGCUGGAGGGCUGCGCGGUGCGGCGCUCCGACGCAGACGGCCGCUGGUCCUUCUGCCUGCUCUUCCAGGGUCCCGGGCUGAAGAGCUACAGGUUUGCUGCGGGAGACGAGGACACUCUGGACGGUUGGGUGAGAGCCUUGCUGUCCGCCAGCCACUCUUAUCUGUCCCUCAUGCUCCGAGACCUGCACAGGCAGUACCAAGAAGCCAAACAUGACCAGAGUUCUGAUGGGUCACCUACAAUGGCCCUAAACCAGAACGUAGCCCAGCUAAACCAGCAAUGGUGGCUGCCAUCAACAUCAGUGGAUGGAGGGAAGAGCGCCGUGAUCACAGCAGCAAGUAAAAAGUGUCCUGUGAGAAACUCGUACGUCACGCCUUUACACUCGCCAGAACCGCCGCACGCCGACUGGCCUUUGAUGGACUUCUGCAAACUGCAUGACUACUUCGGCCAAGAGGUGAAGAAGGUUCGAAAAGAAUGGCUGAAAAGUCAGCAGGCGACUGCGGAGGAAGACUGUGAAGGAGAUCUUAUUGAUCUGCCGUGAAAGAAAAAGGAAGCGAGAUUACGAGAAACUUGAUACUUUUUCAGUACUUUUGUGAAUUCAAUUUGUCAAUUCAGGGGUGUCCAAACAUUUUCCACUGAAAAAUUAAAGAAUGCAGGGGCCAUUUUGAUAUUUUUAGUUUUCAAAACCAAUACAAUAUAUAGAUUUUUUUAUACCCUCACUAAAAUAUCUAGAUCAACAUUUAUCGAAGUUUUUAGUUUUUUAUGUUUUAUGCCAUUUUUUGACAAAACCCAAUUUUUUAUGGCAAAAUCACAAAAUAUGCAGUAUUUUCCCCUGAAAAUUUUGUAAGUGAAAUAUUUGAUGUGAAGUAAUUGGAGUCUGAAAUAGGUAAAUAAUUCAUAACGACGUUGAUUUUGAUUCAUUAUUUUUUUAGCAGUGACUUGAUGUUUUUUUAGAGUCCCACUAAACUUCUUGGGGAUCCAAAAGGGCCCCACUCAUAAAAGUGUUAAAAAUAAGUCAUACUUUUUUUUAACCUUCAACACUCUUGUCUCUACAUCAACUUCAGAUCAAUCCAUCAAAUAUAAUUUUUUAAAUAAUUUUUUCAUGUUUGCGUACCCUUUUUGUUAAAGAAAACAUUUUCAUAUGGCAAACUCACAAAAUAUGCAAAAUGUUCCCCCCCAAAAUAUUUCAAAGUGGAAUAUUUAUUGUAAAGUAAUAGGAGCCUUGAAUAGGUCAAUAAUUCCAUCCAUCCAUUUUCUACCGCUUAUUCCCUUUGGGGUCGCGGGGGGCGCUGGAGCCUAUCUCAGCUACAAUCGGGCGGAAGGCGGGGUACACCCUGGACAAGUCGCCACCUCAUCACAGAGGUCAAUAAUUGAUUUUAAUUAAUUAUUAUUUUUUGAGCAAUGACAGUUUUAAAGAAAAAAAGCGUGCAUGGCAGCUUUGUGUCAUUAGAGUCAACAUUGCAACUUUUUAUCGUUACAUUUCACUUGUUUGCUCUUUGAUUCCACUUUUUAUGUGUUUUUUGUAAUAAUAUUUUUGGAAUGUGCCGCGGGUCCUUAAAAAAUUAGCAGCAGGCCACACGGUGUACACACCCAUGUAGUAAAUGUGACUUGUUUAAAAAAUCUCAACAUUUUUAUUUAACAUUUGAAAACAAGCUGUGCUGUCUAGUAACUGUCUAGUUUUUGUACACUUCUGUACUGUAUUAUACUGUACCUGUGUAUCUACUGUACUAUAUAGACUUUGCACGCAGUCGCAAUUCCAAGACGUUAGAUGUUAGUGUAUUGUUUAUUUUAUACUGUAAGUAUUGUACUUAUUACGCACUAGCUGUUUGGUUUUCAUUAACAAAUUUGGAGGUAUUGAAAUUGCCAUGUAAAAUUGCUGCGGAUGGGUAUCGAUAUAGUACCGUUUCCCGGUACCUGGGAACCAAUACCAGUACUCGACAGUACACAUUUUUGGUACUUAUGUGUUUAUUUAAAAAAAAUGUUUUUGAUAAUAAAAUCUCAUUAUUUUAUUGUAACAUUUGAAAAUUAGCUGAUUAUGAUAACUGCCGUCCAGUUAUAUCUUGUUUUAUUAUCACAU